Molecule: messenger RNA, 4644 nt
Organism: Anarrhichthys ocellatus (wolf-eel)
Lineage: Eukaryota; Metazoa; Chordata; Actinopteri; Perciformes; Anarhichadidae
Gene: ugt8
Product: UDP glycosyltransferase 8
Exons: 6
Coding region: 217-1869 (550 amino acids)
Biological process (GO): galactosylceramide biosynthetic process
Cellular component (GO): endoplasmic reticulum
Molecular function (GO): N-acylsphingosine galactosyltransferase activity
Source: RefSeq, a predicted model, not a curated record
UCACCGCCCCUACGAGAGGCACUGGGAGUUUAAUGUUGUUCCCUCUGCCCCGUCUUCGAUACCCGGGUAUCCAUUUUACUUUACUGCAACUUUUCCCCUUGCCACUUAUUUGUGUUUUACCUCCCCGACACUUUUGAGUUCGAGAAACUUAGAACGACUGCAGGUUCACCCCCCUCACACCUCCAUCUCUCCCGAGUCACGUCCAAGUCACAAGCCAUGCUGCUACCCUCGUCACUACUACUCCUCCUUGGCCUCCUCACAUGGGGUCCCGGUGCAUCGUGGGCCGCUAAAGUGAUCGUGGUCCCGCCCAUCAUGUUUGAAUCACACCUCUACAUCUUCAAGACGCUGGCCACGGCUCUGCAACAGGAGGGCCACGAGACCCAUUUUCUGAUCUCAGAGGGUCGCGGGGUGCCCCCCUCCCCUAACUACCACCUGCAGCGCUACCCGGGGAUCUUUAACAGCACCACGGCCGACAACUUCCUCCAGUCCAAAGUCAGCAACAUCUUCUCAGGCCGCCUGACGUUUCUGGAACUGUUUGACAUUCUCGACCACUACUCCCAGAACUGUGACGCUGUUGUUGGCAGUGUUGAGGUGAUGACCCGCCUCAAGGAGGCCAAGUUUGACCUGCUGCUGGUGGACCCUAAUGAGAUGUGUGGUUUUGUGAUCGCUCAUAUCUUGGGUGUGAAAUAUGCCGUGUUCAGCACCGGCCUGUGGUACCCUGCAGAGGCGGGCGCCCCAGCCCCGCUUUCAUACGUACCCGAAUUCAACUCAUUGCUCACAGACCACAUGUCUCUGGUCCAGAGGAUCGCCAACACAGCUGUUUACCUAGUGCAGCGCUUUGGAGUCCGUUACAUUGCGCUACCCAAGUAUGACCGGAUUAUGAAGAAACAUGGAGUGAAGCCUCAAGUGGCCAUGGCGGACUUGGUGCAGGGCAGCCAGAUGUGGAUGCUGUGCACUGACAUGGCUCUGGAGUUCCCCAGGCCCACCCUGCCACAUGUGGUGUACAUAGGAGGCAUCCUUACCAAGCCCCCCAACCCACUGCCACAGGAUUUCGAGGCGUGGGUGAAUGACACAGCGGAGCAUGGCUUUGUAGUGGUCUCGUUUGGAGCCGGGGUCAAGUACCUUUCCCAUGACAUCGCUCACAAACUGGCAGGAGCCCUCGCCAGGCUGCCCCAGCGUGUCGUCUGGAGAUUCUCUGGAGUUCCACCCAGUAACCUUGGCAACAACACCAAGCUUGUUGAUUGGAUGCCUCAGAAUGACUUACUGGGCCACACCAACACAAGGGCCUUCCUGAGCCAUGGUGGCCUGAACAGCAUCUACGAGGCGAUGUAUCACGGGGUGCCGGUGGUAGGUGUGCCCCUAUUUGGAGACCACUAUGACACCAUGACUCGUGUGGCAGCCAAAGGUAUGGGAAUCAUGCUACACUGGAAGUACAUGACCGAGGAAGACCUCUACACAGCCCUGACCAGUGUCAUCAAAGACACCAGGUACCGCCAGCGAGCACUCACUCUCUCCAACAUUCACAAAGACCAGCCCGGCCACCCUGUGACCAGGGCCGUCUACUGGAUCAGCUACGUUCUACGUCACAACGGUGCCAGCCACCUGCGCUCUGCUGUAUAUGAGGUGUCUCCCUACCAGUACUUCCUGCUGGAUGUGAUUUUUACUGUAGGGGCUGCCUUGGCUCUGACCAUAUUUGCCCUGCGGCGGUUGGUACGAUUGCUGAGGGGGAAGGCCGGCGAUCAGAGCAGAGGAGGCGGCGUCGCCAGGGAUGAUGGUAACAUGGCCAAUGGACAUUGCCACAGCGAGAGCAUGGCCAAUGGGAAACACAAACGCAACGGCUCUUUGAAAAACGAGAAGAAGAUCAAUUAAUGUUUUGAAUGGCCAAGAGGGACGAGGAAGAAGUUGCCCCAAGGACUUAGCUCUAGGUUUAUUUUAGUGGUUUCAUAAAAGCUUUGAGAGGAAAGCUGUUCUUAGGGCUGUGUCGAGAGGCAACUGCUACUCUGAGCGAGCAAGAGGCUGUAGGAGGAUACACCAUGCAUCGUGUGGGGACAGAGCAAGGCAUUGGGUGCUCAAAAUCUGUGUGUGUGUGUGUUUGUUGGUGUAUGUGUGCACUGAGGCGAAUUUAAUGAAAACUCUAACAAAAGCAGCUACUGCAAUACAACACCAAAUUGAAAAGUAAUUGAGGAUGAAACACAGGGAAGACACAUUGGGAGGACAUAGUUUCUUCACGUGCGUCAUCUCUCCUGCAUGUUUUCUGCUGUCUUCCUGCUCUCCUUACCAGUCGAAGGAUGCUAAAGAGGAGAAAUCCUGAGCGCCAACCCCUCAUCCUCAGAACAAAAAAAAGAAAACAAAUGGAUGACUGAUAAAUAGUUAGGAUUUAAUGUUUUUAACUGCAAAUUCUGCCUCAACAAAUGUCUGGUAAACUGUAAAUAGAGGACCAAUCUAUUUAUUACUGUACACAUUUUAAUGAUGAACCUUUUUAACCUAUCUAUUUUUAAUUUAUUUGAUGUAUCAAUGGUGUGAUACCAUUAUGGUAGAUAAACACUCCCUCUUCUAAUCUAACAUUUGCAAAGGAUUGUGUGCUUCAUUUUGGUGAAACAAACAAAGCAAAAGACUGACAGCUGCAGUCAUUACAAUUUUGCACAGCAGCUGCAUUGUCCACAGUGGGCUUGUUUUUCAAAAUAAUCCGUGAUGAAAAUAUUUUUGAUUUUCCCUCCUCUUCACAUGGUAGUGUCAUCCUGUGACAGCAUUUGGCUGUGCAGCAGUCCCAUUGUCUCUGGACUGACAGUUUGUUGGGGUAGAGAAUAACUCAACUGAACUCUGUUUGGCUUAUCAGUGUGAAAAGUUACCGUCAAAAAAUAUAUAAAUGACUUCUGAGAAUACUGUGGAUCGGCAGAGCCAGAUCAGAAAUGUGCUCUGGGUCAUCCAGGUGAUCAGGGAUGAGUCAGAGCAUUAUUGAUGUAUGAUUACUUGCUCUGUCAGUCCCAUUUCCAUCUUCUAUUUAUUAAUCAGUAAGGAUUCAUCACUUGAUUGCCAUUUUUAGCGCGACACAUGACUUUGUACAUUUCUCUAUGAUUCAUUUGGUGGAUCAUUUCUAACAUACUGUAUGUCGCAAAUGCUAGUUUUGAAUUACACAGUUCGGGGAAGAAAUCCAUUUAGCGCCUCUCUUUUGCAAGUUUGUUAAGCCCGUUCGAUUUUGUUAUUGAGCUUCACGGACAAACUAGGUCAACCUUAGGUAAUUAUUUUAACUUUUAGUGUGAACGAUUGAUCUGUAUGUGGCCUUUUGUUAUGCAAAUAUUUGUUUAUGCAGUAUGCUUGAAUACAUGUGUAGAUGGGCUUGUUGUUUGCUUGUGUGUUUUAGAUCACUGUACAGCUUUAGACUGAGUGUACGGAUGAAACAAUGUAAAUGAGGUUUGUUUCUCGACCCCUGCAUCUGUUAAUUCUCAAUGCAGAUGGAGAAAGGGUGAAAGGAGGGUGAAAGAGUGAAUUAGUUCCAACAACAAAGGUGAACCUCACUACUUCUACAAUGAGUGACACCGAUCCUCGCAGCGCAAUUCUCUUUCCUUGAACCCCCGUCGAGGAGAUCAAAGUACAGGGCGAGCUGGAAGAGUAUCUUUGGAGUUUGUGGGGAUUCGGUAUCUUGCUAAUGGACAUUUCAGAAGGGCUGGGGCUCAUGGACACGGGACAGAAAAAUCUCAUGAACAUGAGACUUCCAGUUGGACAGUUCAUCAAACCACCAGGCCACACUUACUGUAUUUUCCUCCCAUUGUUCCAGCUGCACCGUCCAUCUACUUUUUAAAGUUUCAAAUUGCAACCACAAUUGGCACUCUAGCAAACAAAUUAUUUACCAAAUUACUAAAGCCUCACAAGUGGACAAUAUAGCAAUGUAUUUGAAAGUAACAGAGUGAAUGCUCCCACUUAACCUGUCAGAAGUUGUUGAGGACCUAACAUCCAACCCCGUCCUGUAUGAUAGUUGAGAAAACCUUCAUGAUGUUCCUUUCUCUGUGAGCUACAACUACACUUGCACAGCCCAACCAACCCAGCCCUGCUGAGAACAGACUUUUAUACUUGAAACAUCAUCAUUGUCAUCAUCAUCUAUAACAAGUUCAGCUGUUGGGUAUGGUAGGUGGACCUGUAGGUGCUACACAAGCUAUGAACAGGGUCUGGAAAAGGAAAAAGAAAUUGUGAAGAUACAUGUUUUUCCCUUAUUAUUUUCAGUAUUAAUGUAUAGCCCACAUAGUUUAAAUGUCCACCAACGUCCAUCCUUAACUCCUCUCUUGUGUCUCCACUGAUUCUGCACUCUGACGUGUCUCUGUUCUUGUGGCGUUUGCAUUUCAUCAGCUUGAAGUUUUUCUUUGUUCUGUCUUCAAUAGUGCACUUGCUUGUUCCAUUUGUCCACCUCUUUGUCUUACUCUUGACUUCCUGGUGUAUUUAGCUGUCAUUGUAUUCAUUGUAGUCUUUUUCUUCCUCCUCCUCCUGAAAUAAUAGAUGUCUCCACUCACUCACUUUCCUUUUAAUCCUUCAUUUUACUUUGAUUUUAAAAUGACAUAUAGUCCUCAAUUUUCCUGUCAUGUGUGUCCAUGUUGUAAAUAGAACAAUGUAAACAAAAAGCUAAUGCUGAAUAAAAAUGACAUUUUGUUUGCA